This is a messenger RNA of Coregonus sp. 'balchen', 33568 nucleotides long. NCBI's taxonomy places the organism in Eukaryota, Metazoa, Chordata, Actinopteri, Salmoniformes, Salmonidae. The record is from the annotation of a GenBank genome assembly.
AUGAAUAAGCUGUACAUUGGAAACGUGAGUGAAGAGGCGAGUGCGGAGGACUUGGAAACUAUCUUUGAGCAGUGGAAGAUUCCACACAGUGGUCCGUUUCUCGUCAAAACUGGUUAUGCGUUCGUGGAUUGCCCCGAUGAAAAGAUUGCAAUGAAGGCCAUCGACAUACUUUCAGGUGAGACAAAAAAAAACGAUAAAGGCGUUCGAGCGUUGGGUAAAGGGUACUUUAAUUAUGGAAAUUGCUACGGGUUUACUUUAACCUCUUUAGAUGGAUGCAUGGAGCCCAAUAUGAUGGGUGUGUAUUCAGUCUGGUCUUGCCUCUCACUUGGCCCCUGACACCGUAUAAGGAAAGUCCAUGUCUUUGAUUAAUUCAAAGUGUUAACACUAAUUGAAUCUAGUACAAAAAUGGAGAAGAAAUUUGUUUCAGAACGAAGGAGGGAAGAGAACGCCUAUCCAUUGUAGCGCCAUUCAGAGCAAUGGGGCGCACAGGCAGUGGGCGCUCAUUGUAGGCUUGUGUGUAACAUGGAUCACUUCGAUUAAAUUAACUAAAUAUAACGUUUGUUGCCGCCUUUGAACUUGCACGCUCUCCGGUGACCAACCAAGUAAUAAAGUAACAAUGGAAGUAUGGCCUAAGUUGUUAAAUUGUAGCACACAACAGUGCAUUUGCGUAUACUGACACACAAGGUGGCUUCAUUGUGUAUUGGUAAAAUGUAGGCCAACGAAAUGUAAGACUUUUGCCAAACUACUUUUUAUUUAAAAUUUAAAAACUACAACUGUACGAAAUGUGGGAGGAAAAAGUGGCAUUCUGCAGGCCACAAUCUAGAAAUAAAUAUACAAUUUUACGAAAUGUUAUCGUAUUUAGCUCAGGUGUCGUGGACUUAUCACAGUUACCGUAGUUAACCUUUUAGAAUUGGCAUUCACGUUGGCUAUUAAUUUAGUGAACAUUUUGUAAUUUUAAUGGUCAUACAAUUGUGCUACGGAUUGCAUUGAAAGUAAUUUCGUGCAAGGCCAUUUUGGUCAUAAACUAGGGUAGUUGAGGCCUACUUUUGGCUGCCUGUGAGAACAGUUGAAGAGCACUAAACUAAUUGUGAACUAAAAUUGCUUUUAUUCUCCUCACUAUAGGUAAAGUUGAACUACAUGGGAAACUCCUAGAAGUGGAGCACUCGGUCCCUAAACGUCAAAGGUAAAUUCUGAUUAUAAUCUCCUAUAUUGUCCAAGUAGUUAAUUUAUACUGCCAAUGGCUGCUGCUGUCCUCCAAAUUGUACAUAUUUCCAUGACCCUUUUAUGGAAACAUGUUAACGUUAUUUGAUUGAAGUCGUCUGAUUGUGUCUUGUGAUUGUGUAGUCAGCAGGAAGUGAAGGGGCGUAAUGUCUGUUCUUUUGUGGAAAAAGCAGAAAUUAAUAUGCUGAUUGUGUAGGGGUUGCGUUAUAAGGGCAUGAGGGAUGUCACCUCGUCACGCCUAUGGCGCCUAAAAUUAUGCAACUUUAAUAAUAAUAAUAAUGAUGUACCCUCGUAUUUUACACACCAUACCCAUCUGUGGAAGAGGUUAGGCUGUUUAGUGCAAAUCUUCAGUGUUGUAGGGCUAUUUAUGCAGCAAUGGCCUACUGGGCCUGCUUAAGUGUGUGUGCAUGUAUGGAUGUGUGUGUGUUGAGGGGAAGGCACUCUGAAGUCGUCCAUUUGAGGAGGAUCUACCCGUCAUUCUCCCUGCCUGCCCCACGCUUCCGCCCUCCUCUCCUCGUUCAUUGUGGUUGUGCACGAGAUGGACUCCCAAACGCGAUUGGAAUGGGCGGUUUGGGUCCUAGUCACGGAAAAACCCCGGUCUGCUAAAAAACAUGUAGCUCCAUGUACACAGCCAACCGGAUUAUACUGUACUGAGUUAUAGCAUUUAGUCUGAGGCUAUAUUGAUCCUCAUUUACGUGGAAGCGGGACAACAAAUGCAACAAUUCGGCUUGGCGUGAAGGAUUUCCGCCACUUUACACAUUUUGGCCAUUAUUAAACUUCUUGGCUUUUAAUUGCGAUCAUUUGAAAUUAGUAAUUCAAUUUGUGUAAUGAUUUGGAGGAAGAGGAUUUGGAGCCAAAUUGCACUUCAAUGUGUUAUAAAUGAUUAUGUUUUUUAAUUAGUUAGUGGGCUACAUGCAGUGCAUGAAGGCUACUGCUAGGUUGGUAUGGAAUUAGAAUGAAGGCAUGUGAUCACCACGUUUCAAAAUUAAUCUUGGAAGUGAAGUUUGACUGAAUUAUGAUUUUUAUAAUUGCCAAUACGACCAUUUAGGCCUAAUAAAUCAAAUAAUCGGUUUUAUUGACGUUCUGCACAAAAUGGCGUGAACAUAUUUUACAUUCUAGAAUUUAUUAUAGUGGACAUAUUUAUUUGCAUACUUUGAAAUGGCCAUGCAUUGAAUUGUCGAGGUUAGGUCUAAUGACGUUCGGCAAGGGCCUUCACCUGAAUGCAUUGACUGCUUUUAGCGCGCUCGUUAUUGGCAUGGAAUCAUGGAGGUAUUUUUAAAAUGUCAAAUCACUCUGGUCAAUUUGUGGACCUUUCUCCUACCAAAGUGGUGCUAGGUAUUUUUUGCUAAAUGAUUAUUAUUUGACAUGUGUAGGUUUACACACACACUGGCGAUUUUAGUAGUAGGCCUUAUAGUGAAGUGUAAACCUCAACCUACAAAAAAAGGAGAGGGUGAAAAACUUUAAGGUGAUGGCCCCCUUUUGCCAAAGGAAAGGUUAUAGGCGCAACUGGGAACAGUAUCCAGCCCAUUACACACAGUGGUGUCCACUGGGGCCCGUCUUUGCAUUCCAGCCUGCUGAGUAUCAGCUGGAGGCUCGGCCAAUCACCACGACUUAACCUUUGAACUGGUGGGGAAGGGGAAGCGUGAGCAGGGAGGCAGAGGCUCCCAGAGUCCUCCACAGGGUUCCAGGGUGGGAUGAGAGCAGGAGAGAGUGGGGGUGGUGUGCCGAUGGAGGCAGAAGGCUAGGUUUUGGUGCCAUUUGCCUUAUAGUCCUACUUCUGCAGUCAUCUUUGGCCUACAUAUUGUAAUAACAGUAGUUUGAUCAUGAGGGGUUGCAAGAGUUGAAAAGGGAAUAAUUAUUCUCGGCCCUGCGACAUGUUGGGUAUAGGUGUAUUUUGGGUACUUAUAGUUUGCGCACUAAUUUUGUUUGUUUUAUUAUUGAAUCUUCAUGUUUAACUCUUAUGCCCUAUUAGCUGCACUAGUGAGUGUCAGUAGGACACACAGAAACCCCUAUAACUUGUUGUUACACUGUGACCUCUGAUUUAAAGCUAUAGUCGUUUGAGUUAACUUGAAAUAAACUCCCCCCGUCUGUAUAAGAGGUGGUCCAAGUGUGCCAAUCUGUGUAAUUUUGUAUGUGAGCACUCUCUAAAGUUCGAUCAGGCAGGUCGAGGGCCGUGUAGUAAGCUGCUGUGUAAAUGUGUACUUGAUGAAUCAGGGUUUUUGAAUUUGAACUCCUAGUCUGGCUUGUGAAGAUGGUUCAACUUGAACCUAGUUUACUAUUAGUCUUGGGACUUUUUACACCAGACAAAAAAUCGGAAGUUGUACUAUUUGGCACAGUAACUUUCUCACACGUUUUAAAAUUGCAAAGAUGUAGAUUUUUUGUGUGCAAUAUUCUCCUCAUCAAACGGGGAGGGGGGUCAAGAAAUCCUAAACAUCGUCAUUUAAACUAAAAAUACACCCAUUGCUCUAUUCCUUUUAACAGCCCCAAAAAACUCCUAAUAGUAAAAGCAAAGCUUGCUUCCAUGGCCAUUCUAACCCAGUAACUGUGGCUUUGUGAGGAGAAGUACCUCCCAGCUCUUAUUAAAGAAUUUGGGGUCAGGGGGUCAGUGGGGCCUAACCUGCAAAGAAGGGAUUUUGGACGGAAGCACGGGGGUGCCCGAAAUUCUCAAUGUGGCCCCUUGUCCCAUUUAGCUUGCGGGACUAGAGGUCUCUAAACUCGCUCAUGCUUAUCACGGAGUGAGAAACACUGUGAUAGUGUGGACUUAUUUUGCUAGAGAACCAUUGCAUAGCAUGCUGCAGGGAGAUUAAGCUGUUAGCUUUUUUAAGUGUGUAAGACUUCACAGAUUUAAAUUUGUAAAUGUCUGGCGCGAAACAAUUUAGCACAUUUUUAGCUAUCAAACUAUAAAUUUUAGCAAUUUUUGCUGCAGAAUGGACUCUGUAAGGCUCUAUAUAAGAUUGCAGCGGAAAGUGAGCAGUUUUGAGUUCAGUCAUUCAGAACCCCUGCAUACUGAAUAGUCAAUGUGUGUGGAUGGAUGGGUGUUGAGCACAGACCUGGGAGUGUGUGCUGACAUGGAUGUUUUUUUAGUCUGGACGCCGAUGUUUCUGAGUAUUGUAUGUAUGAUAAGAUGUGUGGUGGGUGACGUGGAUGAGCAUGGAUGUGGUUCAGUCAUGUUGCUCGACAUGGGAUUCCUCGUAUGGGCUUUACACACACUCUACGGUGGCGCAGAGGCCCAUAGAUCUCAGCUGGGCCGCGGUCUGUCGGAGGGGGGCAGUGCCGUUGAAUGUGUAGAAUGUUAGUUGAAUUUAAAAGUAAAUAAGGAACCUUGGCCUCCUGUGUCGUCACGUGACCAGCCCUCACGGUCCCCCUCCCUUAUCCCCUCCCCCCUCCGUAUUUCUGUCAGUGGACUUCGUGUCCAUGGCAACAGGAGCCCCACCCCCACAGGGCAGAGAGGGCCCUUGUUACCCUUCCCUGUAACAGGGCUACCUCUCCUACAACCCCACCCACCCCACCCUCCUUUCCUAAAUCUAAGGCUGGGACUGGGGAAUGCACCCCCCCCUUUCCCCAUACCCUGGCUGACUUCCUCCAUGUGUGGAGCUAUAGGUUAAUCUGGCUGGAAGUGCUUGGUGCAUUUGCACAUUUCGCACGGUGUUCCCACUGCAAUGCAGAGCAAAGCACACAGGGAAAAAGGGGGCCGGAUCUGCCGGGAAUGGCACAGUAGACCGGAAAGGGCUGGAAUUCCUCUCGGAAGCUCUUUGGGAUUUAUUUUAUUCACCAUUUUAGAAUAUAUUAAUUUCUUUAUGGUCCAAAUAAAUGAAUAAAAUUCAUUUGGCCCUGAUGUCGUGACCAUGUUGAAAGGUCCUCCAGAUCGAGUGUGCGUGUUAAAGAAUGUGUAAACGUCAUUGAACCUUCCCAUACUAUGUGUUUUGACUGCAGCCUAGUGCUGCAUGCAAGGAAGUUAUCCAACCUUCUAGCCUGCAGAUGGAGAUUUCUGUGUGUUUGAGGUAUCAAACAUUUUUAAAUAUGCUCCAUUGUUAAGCGUGCUUUCUCUCUGGGUCAUGUGUACAGAAUGAGCGACUUGUGUGUUGCUGGCCUUGAUGUGAGCUGGGCCCUGUCCGCGUGUGUGGUGGACUGAGAAAAACAUAUUUAAGGAUGCUCUCUGGGACCAGAGGAGACCAACCAGCCUGUUCGUAAAAACUCAAACGCUUGACUCACUCAUUGGCCUCUUCUCUUUUGGGCAAAAGUCCGUCCUUCACCCUCUCUCCUCGUCCUCUGUGAUCCGGAAACCGAUAAGUGGUCGAGGAGAGUGUAAAUUCGUAAGUAGGCAAACAGAAGACGGCCCUCCCCUCUAUAGCCUCCAUGUGGCUAGAAAGCACAAGUGUGUCUUACCCAAAUCCUUUGUGGAAGAAUUGUAUUAUCUGCCACACCCCAUUUGAAUCAGACGUUUACUCGAAGGAGAAAAGCAUGCAAACUUUAAAAACGAUAUGCUACUAUCCUUUUAUCUAUAAUAUGUCUUGCACAACUAGCUAAAUUAGUUUUUAUCACUUAAUAUCACUUAAAUACAUUUAUUUUGGGAUUCCACCCUAUACACGUCUUUUGCCUGAUGAGGUGCGAUUUGGAGGAGUAAUUUCGUACAAGCGCAUUUUUGUCCACUUUCCCCCUCCUCCAUUACCUUUGACCUUUUUCAAAAGGAGGCCAGAGAGGACUGAGGGUAGGACGCAGGAGUUGAGCGAAUCUAAUUGAGAAAAGGCCAUUGACUUGCACAACUUAAAAAUAGCUGCCAGUUAAUUUUCAACUCUAGGAGUUGGAGAAGCGUGUGUUCAAUUUGAAUGUAAAUUAAUCGUAUUUCAAAUGUAUAGUCUAUUGAACAAGAGGGUGAUCUGCACAUCCUAAACUUGAGAAUACUGGUGCUGGGGGAACAAUUACACUGAUAAAGGAAUGAGGCCUGCACAAGGAAUAUUGCUGCUCCACAAUGCUUUAGUCCUGACCCCCAAAACACAACGUUUCCACUUCAACAGAAGUCUUCAUCAGGCGACCACAAGACAAAAGGUCUCUGACAUUUCCUGUUAAAUCAUCCCAAGUCUUAAUUUCCUGGUCAAAAUUGUGCUUUUAGUCACUGACUGGUCCUAGUGUAAGGGGUUAGUUGUGUUUUGUGAUGUAGCUUAUCUCUCAUGUAGAUGUUUGUGGGAGAAGUUUCCGGUAACAUUGUAAGUGUUAGGUUUAUGUUGGGAGUACGUUCGGCAUAUGCCGUGUGGGUGUUUGUACGUCUGUGUGGAACUGGGUCGGUGUGUGUACGGGUCACAGUUUGUGCUAGAAGUCCCAGCUGCAUGUACAUUGUGUGUGUGGACUUUGGAGCAGCCUGUCCACUUUUCCCACAUUUAUAUAAUCUCCCGGGUCUAAACAAACACUUUUAUGGAACAUGUCACAAGUGCACAAAAUUAGUCUUGAAGUGUGUAUGUCCACAGACUCGUUACGAUUCACAAGUCCAACCAAGCAUCUGAAUGAGCUCUUAAAUAUUUGGGUCCUUGGUAUUCACAGUGUUUCAUUGUGGAACUGAAAGUAUUCAAAAUGUGAAAACAAUUGGCUGUAUGGAGUUGAAAUACAGGGCAUUCUGGAUGCUAAGGCUUUGGCCAGACUGAUCUCUGGAGAACGGACACCAAAUUAGAAUGGAUUAAUUUCGGUCCAUGUGUGUGCUUCUCUUUUUCUAAUUGGCUACCGUAUCCAUUGGCCCGUCAAAAGUUAAGCUCAUCUGAUCUUUUUGUCCGUGGAUGGAAAUUGUAUGGAUAUGGACCGUCAACGUAUGACUCCCAUUGAGAAAGCAUAGGAAAUUCGGAUACAAUCAACAGGCCAGUUUGGCUGCACCCUUAACCAGAGUUUUACAGUGCGGUAAUUGGUAGGAGAGAGUCUGUUCUGCGCUGCUCAGUGCUGUGCUCCUGUUGCCUGCGAUGUCAGCGCUCCUUCCAUUCUGAAUCCCCAUCUGUUCUGAUACCGCUAGGAGAGGUUCCCUCUUCCCUGGGCUUGGCAUCCCUCCUUUUUCUGUGCUCCCUCGCUCACUCUCCUCCUUUAUGCUCUCCUCUGCCUUUCACCUUUUCUCUCUUCUCUCUCUGUCCUCCUAUCCACCUUUCCUUUCUGCUCCUCUCUCCUCCAUGCUCUUCCUCCCUUUCUUUUCUGGCCCCCUUCCUGUCUCUUCCUUUUUCCUUUACCUUCCUCCUCUCCCUCACUACCUCUCCUUGCCAUGUGCUCCCUCUCUCUUUCUCUCGCUACCUCUCCUUGCCAUGCGCUCCCUCUCUCUCUCUCGCUACCUCUCCUUGCCUUGCGCUCCCUCUCUCUCUCACUACCUCUCCUUGCCAUGCGCUCCCUCUCUCUCUCUCACUACCUCUCCUUGCCAUGCGCUCCCUCUCUCCCAAUCCGUCUCAUAUUUUAAUGGGAUGAUCUUGUUUUAACAUUUUCUCCGCAUCGAGCCACCCGUCCAACAAUGCAACCGCUUCCCUCCCUUUUAUUCUCCCUCCAUCCAUCCCUCCCUCCCUCUGGUGCACACCCGCUGGUUUUGGGAGUGGUAUUAAACAUUAGUCAUGCCCACAGCUUGUACACCUCUCCUCUCACAGAGCAUGGGAUGAUGGAAGGAGGCACCUACUAGCCUGCUGUGUUUUUAGAAUGGGACACCUUGUCCUUUAGCCUAACCAACCACUGACGCUAACUGUCUCGCUUUAUCUCCCUCUUUCUCUCCCUCUCGUAGGAGCUGUAAGCUGCAGAUCAGGAACAUUCCGCCUCAUAUGCAGUGGGAGGUAAGUGUUAAUUGGUCCGUUGGUAAAGCUUUGGAUCUAUCUAGCUAUACUGGGUCCUGUUCAAUAGGAACAAAUGUUAAAAAAUCAUUUGAAACAAAGUCAAAGUAAGCCUUUUUACUGGGUGCAAACAAGUACACUGAACAGGUUCUUUGCCAUCUUUGGGUCAAUUUUUAGUUCUGGAUCCACUCGUUAGUUCUUUAGAACAGAGGCUGAUAUUGCAGGUCUCAAUUUUCUCCUGGCUGUCUCAGUACGGUACUUUACAGUUAGGUUGUGUCCCAAAUGGCACACUUCCCUUUAUAGUGUACUACUUUUGACCAGGGCCCUUAGGGUGCCAUUUAGGACACACAUAAUUAUACUGAACAAAAAUAUAAACAUCUAAAGUGUUGGUUUUAUGUGCUGAAAUGAAAAAAUUUAAUACACACAAAAAGCGUAUUUCUCUCAAAUUUUGUGCACAAAUUUGUUUACAUCCCUUUUAGUGAGCAUUUCUCCUUUGCCAAGAUAAUCCAUCCACCAGACAGGUGUGGCAUAUCAAGAAGCUGAUUAAACAGCAUGAUUAUUACACAGGUGCACCUUGUGCUGCCAUGGGGACAAUAAAAGGUCACUCUAAAAUGUGCAGUUGUGUCACACAACACAAUGCCACAUGUCUGAAGUUUUGAGGGAGCGUGCAAUUGGCAUGCUGACUGCAGGAAUGUCCAACAGAGCUAUUGCCAGAGAAUCUGUUAAUUUCUCUACCAUAAGCUGCCGCCAACGUCGUUUUAGAGAAUUUGGCAGUACGUCCAACCGGCCUCACAACCACAGACCACGUGUAACCACGCCAGCUCAGGACCUCCACAUCCGGCUCCUUCACCUGCGGGAUUGUCUGAUUUGCUGAUUGGCUGGGCCUGGCUCCCCAGUGGGUGGGCCUUUGCCCAGUCGUGAAAUACAUAGAUUAGGGCCUAAUUUAUUUAUUUCAAUUGACUGAUUUCUUUCUAUGAACUGUAACUCAGUAACAUCUUUGAAAUUGUUGCAUUUCAUAUUUUUUUUCAGCACAGUUUACCAUUAGUACAGGUAGUCAUUUAGUAGUCGAUGUUGGGGGACUAUUUCGGUCAGAACAACUCAUUAAGGGAGUGCGUGAGUUCCAGCAUAAAGCAAGCAUAGGACAGGCAUUAAAGCUCAAAUCUGUUUCAUUGCUGCAGACUUGUUUGUCAUGUAGGUAUAUACAGUGCCUUCGGAAAGUAUUCAGACCCCUUGACUUUUUCCACAUUUUGUUACGGUACAGCCUUAUUCUAAAAUUGAUUAAAAAAAUAAAUAAAUCCUCUCUACACGCAAUACCCCAUAAUGACAAAGCGAAAACAGGUUUUUAGACAUUUUUGCUAAUUUUCUUUCUUUUUUUAAACGGAUACCUUAUUUACAUAAGUAUUCAGACCCUUUGCUAUGAGACUCGAAGUUGAGCUCUGGUGCAUCCUGUUUCCAUUGAUCAUCCUUGGGAUGUUUCUACAACUUGAUUGGAGUCCACCUGUUGUAAAUUAAAUUGAUUGGACAUGAUUUGGAAAGGCACACACCUGUCUAUAUAAGGUCCCACAGUUGACAGUGCAUUUCAGAGCAAAAACCAAGCCAUGAAGUUGAAGGAAUUGUCCGUAGAGCUUCAAGACUGGAUUGUGUUGAGGCACAGCACUGGGGAAGGGUACCAAGACAUUUCUGCAGCAUUGAAGGUCCCCAAGAACACUGUGGCCUCCAUUCUCAAAUGGAAGAAGUUUGGAACCACCAAGACUCUUCCUAGAGCUGGCCAGCCAAACGCAGCAGUCGGGGGAGAAGGGCCUUGGUCAGGGAGGUGAUCAAGAACCCGAUGGCCUCCAGAGUUCCUCUGUGGAGAUGGGAGAACCUUCCAGAAGGACAACUGUCUCUGCAGCACUCCACCAAUCAGGCCUUUAUGGAAGAGUGGCCAGACGGAAGCCGCUCCUCAGUAAAAGACACAUGACAGCCCGCUUGGAGUUUGCCAAAAGGCACCUCAGACCAUGAGAAACAAGAUUCUUUGGUCUGAAGAAACCAAGAUUUUACUCUUUGGCCUGAAUGCCGAGCGUCACGUCUGGAGGAAACCUGGCACCAUCCCUACAGUGAAGCAUGGUGGUGGCAGCAUCAUGCUGUGGGGAUGUUUUUCAGCGGCAGGGAGUAGGAGACUAGUCAGGAUCGAGGCAAAGAUAAACGGCGCAAAGUACAGAGAUCCUUGAUGAAAACCUGCCCCAGAGCACUCAGGACCUCAGACUAGGGUGAAGUUCACCUUCCAACAGGACAACGACCCUAAGCACACAGCCAAGACAACGCAGAAGUGGCUUCGGGACAAGUCACUGAAUGUCCUUGAGGGGCCCAGCCAGAGCCCGGACUUGAACCCGAUCUAACAUCUCUGGAGAGACCUGAAAAUAGCUGUGCAGCAACGCUCCUCAUCCAACCUGACAGAGCUUGAGAGGAUCUGCAGGGAAGCAUGGGAGAAACUCCCCAAAUACAGGUGUGACGAACUUGUAGCGUCAUACCCAAGAAGACUCGAGGCUGUAAUCUUUACCAAAGGUGCCUCAAGAAAGUACUGAGUAAAGGGUCUGAAUACUUAUAUAAAUGUGAUAUUUCAGAUUUGAGCAAAACCUUUAUUUUGUCAUUAUGGGGUAUUGUGUGUAGAUGUGGGGGGGGGGGGAACAAUUUCAUAAAUUUUUGAAUAAGGCUGUAACCUAACAAAAUGUGGAAAAAGUCAAGGUGUCUGAAUACUUUCCGAAGGCACUGUAUGUAUGUAAUCAAUGGAGCUGUGAUGGUCUGUGUAACUCCAGAGGAUUGCCUUUUAGCCCAGUGACCUCCUAGUGAAGUGCAGCCCAUGACAUACCUGAUGAUGACAGGAAAAAUGGCCAUACAAAUGCUGUGCUGCCCUUUGUAUAUGCCAACUCCUCUGCUAAGUUAAAAUGAAAGGGACGUGAAUAGCCAUGCUAACCCAAUGACGGCAUGUACAGCAUUCACAAAUCAACAGAUAAAAAGUUCAUCAAUGACUGAAAUGCAUGAAUAGCCCAAAAUAUUGUUUGGAGACCAUUAUAAAACACUGUCAGUGAACAUACUCAUUGUUUAAUGUAUAGGAUUGAUUUAAUAUUAUGGUACAAUUUUACGAUAACCUACCUCUUCCACAUGAGUACACUAGACCGGGAAGAGGUAAGGAGGCCAGGGGAUGUUUAUGAAUGGGAAUGCAGAAGGAGAUGGAAGUGUGCAACAUUAAAUUAGGGCACUUACAACAACAAAAGGAAUGUACACUCAGACAUGGGAACUUUUCAGAUUUGGAGUAAUAUUGUAAAAUGGCCUGCAAUAGUGCCUUCAGAAUGGGAUUGAUGCUAGCGGUCAACUGUCUUGUUUGGAGAGCAAAAAAUUAUCAUCUGAGAAGCCGGUACAUUCGUAGUGAGUCAUCUCCGGUAUUUCCCUCUUAAUCCUUGAUCCUUUCUGCUUGCAAUCUAAAUAAGGGAAAGGAAAGGGGGAUAUCUAGUCAGUUGUACAACUGAAUGCAUUCAACUGAAAUGGGUCUUCCGCAUUUAACCUAACCCCUUUAUGGAGUGGGUCUGUGUCACGGGCAAAAUCUACUUUAGCAAAGGGCUGUUUCAUUUCUCAAUUUGACCAAUUGGAAUACAGUUGAUGGACAAAGGUUAUUCUUCCAUUCUAAACUCAGUGAAUAGGCUAAAGUAAGACUGAUUUGAGGCUCUCUGCCCUUUUUGAGUGUUCUGUUCUAAAUUGACACCAUGCUUUUGUGGUUGGUAGCCUGUAUAUAGCAUGUUGGCUAGCUGAUGGCCUUUGCACCAGAGGGGGUUAUGGUGCAGGUUAGGUUUUUUCGUCAUGAAUCUUGUUCUGGAGGCAGCUCUGCAUAGUGGUCACUAGCUGGCACAGCCACAAAGUCAUAUAGUCAGAUUCUAACCAUAACCUCACUGCUAACCCUAAUGCCUAAACUUUAAAUUAAGACCAAAAAGCAAAAGUAGUUUAUGCAUUUAUACAAUAUAGCCAAUUUUGACUUUGCAGCUGUCCUAUCUCAGGGGAAAUUGCUCAAUUCUGCCUCGAGGACAAGAAUCAUGACUAAAUGUCAACCUGCGGUUGUGGUAGGGUUGGAAUGGAGGGGGGACACCGAACAAAGUUUUUGAUGUAAAGGAGACCUUGUAUCUUAUUAGGAAGAUAACAUGGUGCCUCAGCACAAAGCCAUGCAGGCAGAGAGCAAUGGUAGCAUGUUCGCUAGGCUAGCUCGCUAUGAGUGGGUGGGACAGACACUCACAGAAUGUGUAGCAUUACUCCUGUUCCGCCCCUCCCCCCAAUCCAACCACCGCUUCCUGCAGGAAUGCACUCCACCCUUUCCUGAAUGCCCUGGAUUCUCAUUGGCUGGGUUCUGGAGACGGACAGGCGUGGCAGCCAGUGAACAUGGAGGUGCUACUCGCCACAUGGAAUGUUGUAUCAGUGCUGGGAACAGCCAAUGGGACGACUUUGAGAUGGCUCCGGGGCAGGUGGGAAGGGGAUUGGUGGGUUGGGAGAAAAAGAGGACCUGGAGGGAAGUUGAUUGGUCACAAAGGGGGGGUUGAGCUCUUGUGGGUGUGUCUUCCAGUAAGCCUGGGCAUGAUUGGAUGUCCUCGGCCUGUAGUCUGCGUUUGGAUCCUUCUCUCCAUCGCUCCCUCCCUGAUGACUGCACUUGAAAGAGGAGAACAUUUUAUCUAGUAGAAUUCAAAUCCUGUGCUUGCCAGAUUUGGGCAGGUUGCCAGAAUGGGUUGGCUCUGACAUUGAUUUUGGUUCUCCUAAUAAAAAGCAAAUCAAUUCCCCCCCGACUUUCUCUAUGGACUCACAAGGGAAUAAAGAUCAGUUGUUCAGCUUGAUAAUGUGGGGAAAUAAAACUUAAUGAACACAAUUUAGGAAGUUCUUUCUCCUGUUUGAGAAUGUAAUAUAAUGGUGUGAUUCACCAAAGUAGGAAGACAUUGCCUCUCAGAGGGAGUAGUGCUGAUAUAGCAUCAGGUACCCCCUGUCCAUGUGAUCAUAUUCAUUGUGAUCUAAAAGGCAAAACUGAUCCUAAAUCAACACUCUUACUGAGACGCUUGAUUCAUACGUCCCCAAGGUCUCUGGUUGAUGGGUGGUAUUGAAGGGCCAGUUAGUUGAAUCACAGGACCCAUAAUACCAGGCGUUGAACAGUUCAGAUGCAAAGUUUGGUAACAGAAUGAUGAAACAAACCGCCAUCCUGUUACCCAACUUUGCAUCUGCACAUUUCUUUAAGUAAAUGUUUUUGUAAAAUGUUCUGUGGAAUUUGUUAAAGGUAGUCCUUGUGCAUGGUUGUAUGGUUUAACUUUGCAAUCGUUGGAUUUUGUUUGACACUCCUUUUUAUUCUCAAUCAUUCUGUUACAGUGGAAUUUCCCUUAACCAUAAAUGGCUUUAGGUAAAACCCUCUGGUAAAUGAUCUUAUUAUCAUGAUGGGCCCAUGGGCUGUUCAUUGGGAUGUGGCCGUGGUGUGUUGGAGUGAAGUUGUGCCUAGACUGAUCUUGGGUCACUUUUGUAUUUUCCCCACUAAUGGUUAAGGUUAGGAUUGGGGAAGAGGAAUCUGAUCCUAGAUCUGUACCUAGGGAAAAAUUCACCCCAGGGCUUGUGUUCGUGAUCACCUGCUGGGUGUUGACGAAUGGUGGUGAUUCAACAUGUAGAAUUGAACUGAAAUUGACGGCCGACGUUCUGGUCAGAGGCGAAAGGACGGCCGUCCAUUGCUUUGCUGUUUCCUGGCCACUUGUACAUCAAGCUGCCUCACGCUACAGAAACAGGAGAUGGGCUCCUGCCCAAUGGGCUGUUCUGGCUCGGACAAGAAACAGGAGAUGGGCACCUGCCCAAUGGGCCGUUCUGGCUCGGACAAGAGCGGCAGGUAGCCUAGCGUUUAGAGUGUUGGGUCAGUAACUGCAAGGUCGCUGGAUCAAAUACCCCAGCCAACAAGGUGAAAAAUCGGCCGAUGUGCCCUUGAGCAAGGCACUUAACCCUAAUUUGCUCCAGGGAUGCCAUACUACUAUGGCUGACCGUGUAAAACAACACAUUUCACUGCACCUAUCCGGUGUAUAUGACAAUGAAACAUAUUUGUUAUUUACUUACAGAACUGUACUCACCAGAAAGGCAGUUUGGGUCUCCAUGAUGGUGUGAAAAAGACACUAACACCUCUCCGGUCUGGUUCUAAUCACACUCUUUCCUGUGGUUCUGGGUCAGGUUCUGGACGGCAUGUUGGCCCAGUAUGGCACAGUGGAGAACUGCGAGCAAGGUACGCGCACACAUGUAAACGCACACACCACACGUACGUGCGAACACACAUACACACUCCUUAGCAUGUCUGUUUGUCUUCUGCAUCUGCUGUCUGUGUGAGCAUGUUUCUAUUAGGUCUUUGUUCAAGUCUGUGACUGUACAGUUGAAGUACAUGUUUAGUGUAUAAACUUGUAUCGCCUUGUGUGUUUGUGGGUGUUGCGUCCAUGCUCUCUCUCUCCUCACAGUAAAUACAGACACAGACACUGCAGUGGUCAACGUCAGAUACGGUGCUAAGGACCAGGCCAGACUGUAAGCGCGUGCACACACACACCUACAUACCUACCCUCCUUUUCUUAGUUUGACUGCUCUUGCAGAAAGACUACAUUUGUCUGAGUGGUUUACACUCUUUCCCCACACUGCAUUUGUAUUGAAUCUAUUUUAAUUGAUUCCCUUUAUUUGUUAGUUCACCUGACUCCUCUCCACCCUCUAAAGCAGUCACUUCUAAUUAGUUGCUGCUAUAGGAGUAACAUGCUGGCUGAGAGAUGCUAGCUCACUGCUGCCCUCUGGUGCAUGUGUGGCGCUCUGGCCUUUCCUGGUAAAGUGGGCGUGGAUGGUGUAUGAAAAUGAAUGGGAUCCUUCAGAGCAGUUCACAGAACAGUCAGUCCUAGCCGUGUAGAGCAAAAGUGUGUGCAGGGUUUUGUUCCAGCCCUGAACUAAUAUACCUGAUUCUUGUAAUGCCUUAAUCAAGAUCUUGUUUCAUUAGUGGGAUAGAGAGAAAAUACAAUUGUGAACUGUCUUUGGAUCUUGCAUCAUUAUCUAGAGGGGUCAAGCAAGUUUCUCCUUCUCUGUGACCGAAAGCUUUCUAUUAUCAGUGCUGUGACAGUGAGUGAUUGCUGUCUCUUUGUGUGGUUGCCAGGGCAAUGGAGAAGCUGAAUGGCUUCCUGAUGGAGAACUUUGCCCUGAAGGUGUCGUACAUCCCUGACGAGACUGCCACCGCUGACGCCCCACCUCUGGGAGGGGGUAGGAGGGGCUUUGUCCCCCGUGGCCCGCCCCGCUCGGGUUCUCCGGGCCUGGGGGCGCGUCCCAAACUACAGUCGGAAGUCCCCUUGCGCAUACUCGUCCCCACGCAGUUUGUAGGAGCCAUCAUCGGCAAGGAGGGAGCCACCAUUCGCAACAUCACCAAACAGACACACUCAAAGUAGGACUACCUCCCUGAUCAUGUACACAGUACACACCCUAAAGGUUGCUGGGGUGCAUUCAGCAGGACACAACGUUGUGCAACAUUCAGAUAGAAAUAAAGCAUGUAGGUCAAACACCCCUCUCUUAAAUGUAGAAUUAGAAAUUACGUUGGCACUAUUCAAUACAUUUCUAUCUGCAACUUUCCACAACGUUUGGCUACUGAACUUGGCCCUGAUUUUAUGUCCAUAAAUGUAAAUUAAUUUUAUGAUUCCCUUCUUGGCUUGGCAAUAUAAAUAAUCAGACUCAAUAGAUUUUGGCUCUGGCUACCUAUUGAUGUGACCCUCUCAAGGCAUCUCAAGUUGAAAAAGAUGGACUUUGACCGUUUCACCUAUCUUCUGUGUUUUCUGUGGGAUUAAGCCAGUAGAAAGGGUGGAUGCUGGGAUUGAACCCUGGUCUCCAGUAGGGAGUAGUAUGAGACUAGCCAAUAGCGUAACCGCUAGACGACGGGCUCUGCACACUCUAGCUGUUUUUUUUGGGGUGAGAAUAAGAUUCUUCCCUUCAAACGCCAUCAUUCUCUCUGUUGCCCCUCACCAGGAUCGACAUCCACAGGAAGGAGAAUGCGGGAGCGGCAGAGAAGCCCAUCACGGUCCACUCCACCCCAGAGGGCUGCUCCAACGCCUGCAGAACCAUCAUGGAGAUCAUGCAGAAGGAGGCCCUCGACACCAAGUUGUGAGUUCACGCAUGCAUACACACGUGAACUGACAGCAUUUAAACUAAUUUGCAGAUAUGAAACAAUCAUAAUACAGUGCAUUUGGAAAGUAUUCAGACCCCUUGAAUUGUUCCACAUUUUGUUACGUUACAGCCGUAUUCUAAAAAGGAUUUUAAAAAAUUAAAAUAAAAACUCAAUCUACACACAAUACCCCAUAAUGACAAAGCGAAAACAGGUUUUUUAAAUGUUGGCGAAUUUAUGAAAAGUAAACACAUACCUUAUUUACAUAAGUAUUCAGACCCUUUGCUAUGAGACUCGAUAUUUUUGGUAUUUUAUUUGGAUCCCCAUUAGCUGUUGCAAAAGCAGCAGCUACUCUUCCUGGGGUCCACACGAAACAUGACAUAAUACAGAACAUUAAUAGACAAGAACAGCUCAAGGACAGAACAACAUACUUUUUUUUUUUUUUUAAAGGCACACGUAGCCUACAUGUCAAUACAUACACACAAACUAUCUAGGUCAAAUAGGGGAGAGGCGUUGUGCCAUGAGGUGUUGCUUUAUCUGUUUUUUUUAAACCAGGUUUGCUAUUUAUUUGAGCAAUAUCAGAUGGAACGGAGUUCCAUGCAAUAAUGGCUCUAUAUAAUACUGAACGCUUUCUUCAAUUUGUUCUGGAUUUGGGGACUGUGAAAAGACCCCUGGUGGCAUGUCUGGUGGGGUAAGUGUGUGUCAGAGCUGUGUGUAAGUUGACUAUGCAAACAAUUUGGGAUUUUCAACACAUUAAUGUUUCUUAUAAAAAUAAGUGAUUGAGUCGUUCUCUCAACACUUAGCCAAGAGAGACUGGCAUGCGUAGUAUUUAUAUCAUCCCUCUUAUUACAAUGAAGAGCAAUACGUGCCGCUCUGUUCUGGGCCAGCUGCAGCUUAACUGGGUCUUUACCUGCAGCACUCGACCACACGACUGGACAAUAAUCAAGAUAAGACAAAACUAGAGUCUGCAGAACUUGCUUUUUGGAGUGUGGUGUCAAAAAAGCAGAGCAUCUCUUUAUUACGGACAGACCUCUCCCCAUCUUUACAACCAUUGAAUCUAUAUAUUUUGACCAUGACAGUUUACAAUCUAAGGUAAUGCCAAGUAAUUUAGUCUCCUCAACUUGUUCAACAGCCACACCAUUCAUUACCAGAUUCAGCUGAGGUCUAGAACUUGGGGAAUGAUGUGUACCAAAUACAAUGCUUUUAGUUUUAGAGAUGUUCAGCACCAGUUUAUUACUGGCCACCCAUUCCAAAACAGACUGCAACUCUUUGUUAAGGGUUUCAGUGACUUCAUUAGCUGUGGUUGCUGAUGCGUAUAUGGUUAAAUAAUCAGCAUACAUGGACACAUGCUUUGUUUAAUGCCAGUGGCAGGUCAUUGGUAAAAAUAGAAAAGAGUAGAGGGCCUAGAGAGCUGCCCUGCGGUACACCACACUUUACAUGUUUGACAUUAGAGAAGCUUCCAUUAAAGAGAACCCUUUUGAGUUCUAUUAGAUAGAUGGCUCUGAAUCCACGAUAUGGCAGAGUUUUUCAACAACCGGUUAUGUUCAAUAAUAUAAGAGGCUGCACUGAAGUCUAACAGUAUAGCUCCCACAAUGUUCUUAUCAAUUUCUUUCAACCAAUAAUCAGUCAUUUGUGUCAGUGCAGUACAUGUUGAGUGCCCUUCUCUAUAAGCAUGCUGAAAGUCUGUUAAUUUGUUUACAGAGAAAUAGCAUUGUAUUUGGUCAACACAAUCCAACAGUUUGCUAAGAGCUGGCAGCAAGCUUAUAGGUCUGCUGUUAAAACCAGUAAAGGCCGCUUUACUACUCUUGGGUAGCGGAAUUACUUUGGCUUCCCUCCAGGCCUGAGGACAGACGUUCCUCUAGGCUCAGAUUAAAGAUAUAACAGAUAGGAGUGGCUAUAGUCAGCUACCAUCCUCAGUAGCUUUCCAUCUAUGUUGUCAAUACCAGGAGGUUUGUCAUUAUUGAUAGAUAACAAUUUUUCCACCUCUCCCACACUAACUUCACAAAAUUCAAACUUGCAAUGCUUUUCUUUCAGUUUUUUUUUUUAUGCAUGAAUACGAUGGCUCACUGUUCGUUGUUGGCAUUUCCUGCCUAAGUUUGCCCACUUUGCCAAUAAAGUAAUCAUUAAAAUAAUUGGCAACAUCAAAUGGUUUUGUGAUGAAUAAGCCAUCUGAUUCGAUGAAAGAUGGAGUUGAAUUUGUCUUUCUGCACGUAAUUUCAUUUAAAGUUCUCAAGUUUUUUUUCCCAUCAUUCUUUAUAUCAUUGCUCUUGGCAUCAUAAUACAGUUUCUUCUUCUUUAUGUUGAGUUUAGUCACAUCAUUUUCUCAAUUUGGGUUAAGUCGGCCAGUCAGAUGUGCAGCCAGACUUAUUAGCCACUCCUUUUGCCACAUCUCUUUCAACCAUAGUUUUUCAAUUCCUCAUCAAUCCAUGGAGCCUUAUUGUGUAUCCUGUUUCCAUUGAUCAUCCUUAAUGUUUCUACAACAUGAUUGGAGUCCACCUGUGGUAAAUUCAAUUGAUUAGACAUGAUUUGGAAAGGCACACACCUGUCUAUAUAAGGUCCCACAGUUGACAGUGCAUGUCAGAGCAAAAACUAAGCCAUGAGGUCGAAGGAAUUGUCCGUAGAGCUCAGACAGGAUUGUGUCGAGGCACAGAUCUGGGGAAGGGUACCAAAAAAUGUCUGCAGCAUUGAAGUUCCCCAAGAGCACUGUGGCCUUCAUCAUUCUUAAAUGGAAGAAGUUUUGAACCACCAAGACUCUUCCUAGAGCUGGCCGCCCGGGGGAGAAGGGCCUUGGUCAGGUAGGUGAACAAGAACCUGAUGGUCACUCUGACAGAGUUCCUCAGUGGAGAUGGGAGAACCUUCCAGUAGGACAACCGUCUCUGCAGCACUCCACCAAUCAGGCCUGUAUGGUAGAGUGGCCAGACGGAAGCCGCUCCUCAGUAAAAGGCACGACAGUCUGCUUGGAGUUUGCCAAAAGGCACCUAAAGGACUCUCAGACCAUGAGAAACAUUAUCUUGAACCCGAUCGAACAUCUCUGGAGAGAACUGAAAAUAGCUGUGCAGUGACACUCCCCUUCCAAACUGACCGAGCUUGAGAGGAUCUGCAGAGAAGAAUGAAACUCCCCAAAUACAGGUGUGCCAAGCUUGUAGCGUCAUACCCAAGAAGACUCGAGGCUGUAAUUGCUGCCAGAGGUGCUUCAAUAAAGUACUGAGUAAAGGGUCUGAAUACUUAUGUGGUCCUCUGUAGCUCCGCUGGUAAAGCACGGCGCUUGUAACGCCAGGGUAGUGGGUUCGAUCCCCGGGACCACCCAUACACACAAAAGUAUGCACGCAUGACUGUAAGUCGCUUUGGAUAAAAGCGUCUGCUAAGUGGCAUUAUUAAAUGUGAUAUUUCUGUUUUUUAUUUUUAAUACAUUUGCAAAAAUGUAUAACCUGUUUUUGCUUUGUCAUUAUGGGGUAUUGUGUGUUAGAUUGAAGGGGAAAAAACAGUUUAAUCAAUUUUAGAAUAAAGCUGUAAUGUAACAAAAUGUGGAAAAAGUCAAGGGGUCUGAAUACUUUCUGAGUGCACUGCCCAGUUUAUGCUUCAAAACCAACUAUAUAACAGGUUUUAAAAAUAGGUUGUUUUACUAAAAAUUCCAUGACAUACAGUGAGGCAUUGUUGGCAGAAUUGAUGGAUGCAGUUCAAUGCAUGAUUAAUAUAAUUCACCAAUACAUUUCUUGGUAGUCCAAAACGUUUAGCUAUCAGGUUGUAAAUCAAAGCUGGCCUGGUACAUUGUUUGCUGCCUCCAUUCAGCAUGCACUGUUUCAGUUUCAAUGACUCAAUAUUUUGGACAAAAACGGACGCCUGUAACUAAGGCUGGGAAUGUCAAUACAAUCAAACUAGCAAGGGAAAUAAUCACAAGUUAGUCAUAACAUCAGUAAUAGGCUAGUGCACAUGUCAAACAAGGCGUGACACAUUUCUAUCCAGCCCGGCAAUGAUUUGGGUUGUCAAUUCAUUUUGGCCCGCUACAAUACCGCCAGCCAAGGACUCCCAUGAGAGUGCUAGCCAUUCAAUGCCAUUUUCACUAUGCUAGUACUUCCUGGUUUGGGGGCUUAUCUAAGUUAGCCCAGAAUAAGCUGAUAAGGGUAGUAUUGAAGGUGAGUCAUCAUACUCGCAUAGGCAGGAGCUGCUUUCAAGUAACUCAACUGGCUGUCUGUUGAGGCUAGGGUGUCCCAGAUUUAGACUGGGUUUGGUUUACAGCAGUAUUUGUCGUUCUGCGCCCAGAUAUCUAACUGAUUACUUUCCCCAUGUUAGGAAUGCACACAAUCACAGCACCAGAUCAGGUGUUGCUAAUGUGUGCUUAUACCGGUUCAGGGGUAAUGCUGGGAAAGGUACUUUAUUGUAUACUGGAGCCUCAGAGUGGAAUGAGUUGCCUCUGCCCAUAAAAACAACAUAAUAAACUGUUUGUCUUCUGUGCCCAUUUUUAAAGCACCUUUUGUUUUAUUAUCUCACUGUCCUACUGUGUUGGAUCUUGACUAGCCAUCUUGUCUGAAGAGGACCACAAUGGAAAUAAGUCUUAGACUUUAUCCUCGAUUUUACUCAUGUGCAUGUAUGGCUUUUCAAGUUGUAUGGAUGGUUGUUUUCUUAAAAUGGUAGAAUUAAUAAACUAAGACGAGCAGGCUAUCAGUGUAAUUUUGACUGCCAACUAGCUGAAAAAGUUUGAGGUUUUGUCUUGUUGCCUCGUUACAUUUUAGCUCAUCUCGUUCUGGCUAGCAUUAGCUAGUUGUUGAUCAUGUUUAUGUGCGUAGGCAACUGAGGGGGAGAAACUACCUAGGACUGAAGUUCCCAAAUGUAAAAGUAUUUACAUAUUUGCAGAAAUCCAUUCAGGUGUAUUUUGUGUCUUUUGGCGAAUGCGUUCUAAUCUAAAGUCACGCUGUUGCUACUGCCUGUAAACACACAGUCCAGUUCAAAGUGAAUGAUGGCCGGCCCAUGUGGCAAAUGGCUCAUUUGCAUAUAGGCCUAUUGUAGCUCUGAUUGGCUAUGGUGCACCGGUCUGCGUAGAUGCUGGUUCUGGACAAGACAGAUGUUUUUAUUUACUGCAGUGUCUAUUAAUUGUCCAACCGCAUGGCCGCGUUUCCUCUAUUGCUAUAGAAAUUUCACAAAUGCCUUGCUCUGUCAUUCCCAAACAUUCUAUGAAUUUAUGAAAACGUGAAUGACUAAUUGCUCACAGAAAAGUGUAAUUUCUUCCUGGGGGAGUAGAUGAUCAGAUUUUAAUACGAUUUCAUUUUGCUAAAACGCUGUUAGUUCCACUUUUAAUUAUUCUACAACUUGAACAAUAGACCCCUGUCUUUCUCUCUUUCUCUGCCUCCUCUCUAUCAACAGUACUGAGGAGAUUCCACUGAAGAUUCUGGCUCACAACAACUUUGUGGGCCGACUGAUCGGGAAGGAAGGACGGAACCUAAAGAAGAUUGAAGUGGACACAGAGACCAAGAUCACGAUCUCCCCGUAAGAUGACCACACACGCGUCCCAAAAUCACAAUUUCUAAUUUCUCGGACCACGUAAUAAUAAUAAUAAUAAUAAUAAUGGCUAUUUUAGCAUGUAAAUCUUGGUGUGGCAAAUUCAACCACAUUUUUGGGGGAUGCAUGCCAGCAAAGCCACAACACAACACUAAACAAUACAUUAAUUGCACUAUAACGUGACAAACGGUGCCCUCAAACUGUUUGGACCUACAUAAAGCUGUCCCGACAGCGGAGCGUUCCUUUCAGCAUCAUGGAGCAUUACCACCGCUACACCUGGCUAUCAGCGGAGCCUCGUCUGGCUGCGAAAUAGUUCAUUCAGCCUAAAUUACUGCCUUAAAAAAAAACAAUCAUGGCUGACUUCAGCACUUUCAAAAUGGACACAGACAGAAAUUCAGGUGUUAGUUCAGAGAAGGACUUCAUCUUGCUGAAUUUAACUUUACUCUUUAAGUCACCAGAGAGAGCGACACAGUUAGCUUACCAUUUUAAGUAUUAUAUUUAUCCAUUUUUAUCGACAAUACGCCUAUACUGACGCACAGACACCACAUUGCGCAAACAAAACAACCCGUGCAAUAUCAACUGGAAUUACAUGGGUCUAUUACUGAACUUUCACUGGCAAACAUGGUUACAGACCCAACAACAGUUUCCCCUCCUCGUGGAGAAAAGCACAUGAGCUAAUUAUAAUACACAAAGUAAGCAAAACAAAGAAAUGCAUAAUUCCAACGUUGCCUAAAAUGCUAAGAUACUGAGAGACCUAAUAUAAGCAAUAUAACAAUUGUGAUGUACAAAGUAUGGCAUAAGGGAACUAUGAGCAGAUGAGGCAAGACGUAAUUUUGAUGACAUUAAUGCGCAAGCGAAGACUGACGAUAGGCCUAUAACUAUUUGUUCAGCACUUUUGAAAUGGACAGCGACAUAAUUCAGAAUAUGGGCCGUUCUUACAAUAUUCGCCCUGUACACCAAGUCAGAAACGUAUGAUAAAUAACGGGGGUAUAUAAGUAGACAAAGCUUUUUACAAUAUUCGAUGAUGACAUUUCUCUGAAACUGGCUAUAGGCUACGUGCGCACCACCAAGUCAUAACAGUGUAGGCUUAGUUCUGAGGGGGAGAGGGACCAAAUUAUUAGGGUGAGACACAUGGGGUACUAACAGCUUACUACACAACAUGCACUUAGUAUUACUUUCUUAGCUACAUUAUGCGUAUCUCCCUGGCAUAUUAUAUCAUUUAUACAUCAGCAUACAAGACACAGGCUUAUUUUUGGACUCACCGUUGCUGUGCUCACAAGGUGGCGUGGCGAUCCUUCUUGUGGGCAAACUUUGUCAAAGUCUGGCAUUGUCUGUAUAUAUGGUGCUUUCAAGACAACUGGGAACUCAACAAAAAAAAAAAACAGGUCGAAUCAUGUCAGUGAUCGUCAGGUCGGAAAGUUGGAGCUCUAGGAAGAGACCCGAGUUCCCGACCUUGAAAUUCCAAGUUAGAUGACCGUUCAAAACGUAUUUUCCCAGUCAGAGCUAGUUUUUUGCCGAGUUCCCAGUGGUCUUGAACGCACCGAAGUCUUGAGAUUUCCCGGUUCUGAGUUCCCAGUUGUUUUGAACACUGCAGAAGUCAUGCUGGAUUGACAGCAUGGCAAAUGUAUUCAGCCCUUUUUGGCCCAAAGGAAAGGGAAAGGGGGAUAUCUAGUCAGUUGUACAACUGAAUGCAUUUAACUGAAAUGUGUCUUCCGCAUUUAACCCAACCCCUCUGAAUCAGAGAGGUGCGGACGGCUGCCUUAAUCGACAGCCACGUCUUCGGAGCAUGGUGUUGCAUGUUAAUGUUUAUCCUUUUAAACUUGGAAAAAGAGACCCUUUCAGAUAUUUUUAAAUCCUUAAACCCAGACUUGGACCACACACCCUCUCCACCAAAUAGCAGGCAGGGGAAGCAAAAUAGUGAUUGCUUUGCGACGUUGGCAGUUAGCCACUGAUUCCUUCCAAACCAUUCAUUGUUGAAUUUGCGAUUUCUGACUUCUGUAAUGUUUAUGUUCAAUGGCAAAUGAGCACCGAUAGGUUUUAUCUAUAAUUUCUCUUCAUAGGAAAAGGACUUCAAAUCAAAUUUUAUUGGUCACAUGCGCCGAAUACAACAGGUGCAGACAUUACAGUGAGAUGCUUACUUACAGCCCUUAACCAACAGUGCAUUUAUUUUUAACCAAAAAAGUUAAAAUAAAACAACAAAAAAAAGUGUUGAGAGAAAAAAGAGCAGAAGUAAAAUAAAGUGACAGUAGGGAGGCUAUAUAUACAGGGGGGUACCGUUGCAGAGUCAAUAUGCGGGGGCACCGGCUAGUUGAGGUAGUUGAGGUAAUAUGUACAUGUGGGUAGAGUUAAAGUGACGAUGCAUAAAUAAUUAACAGAGUAGCAGCAGCGUAAAAAGGAUGGGGUGGGGGGGCAGUGCAAAUAGUCCGGGUAGCCAUGAUUAGCUGUUCAGGAGUCUUAUGGCUUGGGGGUAGAAGCUGUUGAGAAGUCUUUUGGACCUAGACUUGGCACUCCGGUACCGCUUGCCGUGCGGUAGCAGAGAGAACAGUCUAUGACUAGGGUGGCUGGAGUCUUUGACAAUUUUGAGGGCCUUCCUCUGACACCGCCUGGUAUAGAGGUCCUGGAUGGCAGGAAGCUUGGCCCCAGUGAUGUACUGGGCCGUACGCACUACCCUCUGUAGUGCCUUGCGGUCGGAGGCCAAGCAGUUGCCAUACCAGGCGGUGAUGCAACCAGUCAGGAUGCUCUCGAUGGUGGAGCUGUAGAAUUUUUUGAGGAUCUGAGGACCCAUGCCAAAUCUUUUCAGUCUCCUGAGGGGGAAUAGGCUUUGUCGUGCCCUCUUCACGACUGUCUUGGUGUGUUUGGACCAUGAUAGUUCGUUGGUGAUGUGGACACCAAGGAACUUGAAGCUCUCAACCUGUUCCACUACAGCCCUGUCGAUGAGAAUGGGGGCGUGCUCAGUCCUCUUUUUUUUUUCCUACUUUCCUACUUGCCAGUAGAUUGUUGACAUGAUUCAUGAUGACUGCUUGCUAGCUAAAAUUUUGAAAGUAUGAUGUUGACAUGAGCAGUCCAAUCAAAGCUAUGGUAGAUAUAACGUGAUUUGAAGUAAUUUAAAAAAUAUAUAUAUAAUUUUAUCUGUGACCAAUGACCUUGAGCCUUCUUGGACGGGCACUUCUAAUUUAAGUCUAUGUCAGCACCCAAGGGGGGCUUGAACUGCCUAGCUCUCCCUGUAGAUUCUGCGGUGACAGUGUCCCCAUGAGUGACAGCACACUGAGCCAAUCACAGAGCAACUAGGGAAGAUUACCAAUGCCUGCGCUCUGUAUUUUCACUGGCUGCCCCUCCACUACAGAAAGCACUGAGCUAGGCAUUUUGGAGCUGCCUUACUCAAGACAGAGACCGUGUUUGUAUGCGGCUUUAUUAACUCAAGGAUUAAAUUUUUACAUUGUUUGCAAACUGAUAUCUGACACAAAUUAAUGCCAAAAUAACAUGCAAAACAGGCACACACAAUAAUAUUUUUUGCUAAACAGGCAGGGCUCUUCACAUUAUCAAAAUUACUGGAUCUCUUUGUACAAGCGCCACACACAUGCAUACAUUUUCGUCUCAUCAAAAUUACCUCUGUAAAAUAAUCCCACUAACACACCAAUGACAAAAUCCUCAUGUCUCUAAGGUAUAAGGAACACAACAAGAUCAGUCUCCCAUCACAAUACGCGCGCACACCACACACACACACACACACACACACACACACACCCACUAGAGACCAAGGUGGUAAUGGAUGUCCUCCUCCAGUCUCCAGGACCUGACCCUGUACAACCCUGAGAGGACCAUCACAGUGAAGGGUUCCAUCGAGGCGUGCUCCCGAGCCGAGGAGGAAGUCAUGAAGAAGGUCAGGGAGUCGUAUGAGAAUGACGUGGCCGCUAUGAACGUAGGUCCUUGUUCUAACGCACUUGGCAUGGCACGCUGUGUUGGUAGAACCAAAGAAUCUGGAGUAGUGUCCCUAUAGUGUUCUACUUUUGUGCACUAUAUAGGGUGCCAUUUGAGACGCAACCUGGGAGAUUUCAUUUUUUAGUUUUAAUGAAAUGACAAGUGAGGGUAUAGAAAUGAAAUGUUUAACUACUUGCUACGGACCUGCGUUUGCCGUCCCUCAGCCUUUAAUUGUAUUUGAGUGGUUUCCCUGAGAUCUUUUUCUGUUCUAGUUCAUUUUGGCUGGUAGAAAUCUCUUUCUCUCUCCCGCUAUCCAUCUCUCGCUCUCUGUCUCUCCCCAGCUCCAGUCUAACCUGAUUCCAGGACUCAACCUGAAUGCCUUGGGUUUGUUCCCUGGUGGUGCUCCAGGUAUGGGCCCCUCCAUGGGACACAACGUCCCACCUCCCGGUGCCCAGGGUGGCUACUCCUCAUUCGGGGUGAGUGUCUGGACCCUUCCCCUCCCCGCCCACAUCCCUGGGUCUACUCCACAGGGCCUCUUGGUGAUGCUUUAAGAUACCCCCCUCCUUACAGAGCUGUUCUGCAAGAAGAAACCUAAAACAGACCAACCUCUGACUGAGAAGCCAUUUUGGAUCUUUCAGUGACCCUGUCUGUGUUUUUCUCUCCUUAUAGAGCAGCCAUUUGGGGGCACGACAGUGACUUGGUUUCGUGUUAUUCUCUCCUAUAGAGCAGUUCCUUCGGGGGCGAAGGGCCAUUUUGGGCGUCUGUGCUGUCGGCGAGCAGCCAGCCCCUCUCUGUAAGUCUCCCUUCCCACAGUGCUUUGCACGGCUUCUGGCUGCUCGCUGCCGGAUAGGGUAACGAGGUAGGGCUCGCCACAGCUAAACUCCACCCCUCCCAGUAACCUUUGACCCCUAGGGAGGGCUUAACACGUCUAUGUUCAUUUCUUUAAAACCUGCUGGGAAGGGGCCCCUAGUCCCCGAGGACCUCAGUGUCUGCUGAGUUUAGUUGGGCCCUCAACUUGAGAAGACAAAAAAGCAGCUAUUGAACACCUUGGCAUGUUUAGAAGGUUACAAAUGGGUGCAAAUGUUUUCAAGCGGGCACCUUUCUAUUGAACAGUUUUUAAUCUGGAACCGCCUCCUUGGGAAAAGGUUUUCUCCCAUCUGGAGGCUUCUGAAUGUGACCAAGUGUUGGAUGACUGAAGUGUAAUGAUUUGAUGAUGGUGUCCUCUAGAUUAAAACAUCCAGCAGUCCCAUCAGCUCUGUCCCAAAUGUCACCCUAUUCCCUAUAUAGUGCACUACUUUUGACCAGAGCGGUAUGGGUGCACUAAAUGGAUAAUAUUAAUACCUCCAGGACCAUGCCUCCCUGCCCCCUCAUCUAAAAUAUCUCACCCACUAACACCAGCCAUGUGCAGUGAGCGGACGCAGUUUGCUACAGGUCAUCUUUAAUACAAUAAUCUGUUCUAAUGUGUCUGUGGAAGCGCUGGGGUGUGACUGAGCAGGGCCAAGCAUUCUCUGACCUCAGACUUCCAUUUGAAAGGGAUUAUCUGAGUGGUGCAUCCAUAUACUGUGUGGAUUAGUUGGAUGUGUACAGUUGCUGCAGAGAAACGGAGAACCCUCUGGGAAUGCUGUGUUUACCUGAGCUAGGCGCUGGAUGCUACAGAUUUGCUUAUCUUUCUAAAGUCGGGGUGGGUCUCUUAUGCCCUGGGUGCAUCCCAAUAUUCUCUCCUUUCUCCUGAAAUGUACACUCGAUCACUAAUCCCCACAAAUGUAAAAGCAUUGGAUUGGUAUUGUUGUGGGCAGGAGGCAAUUUUCAUAGCAGUCUUUUUCUUUCUAAUCCAUAAAAGGAAGUGAACAAGUGCUCACUUGGGGAAAAAGGAGAGAUAAUUGGGACACACGCCACAUUUGGAAGUUGAGGAGAUUUGUUAAGUUGUAUUCAACCUCUUCAAUACUGUAUGUUCAGUUCUUUCAUGGUUAUGCAGUGAUAUUCUGCUUCUGUAUGCUACUGAGGGGAUAAAUAAAGUUGAAUUGGCCUAGAUUUGACUGGUUAAAUAUGAGGUACAACUUUGUUAAUAAAGCACUUAGGAAACUUCCAAUCAGCUCUGCUUCCGGCCUCCCUGACUGUGUCCCAAAUGGCACCUUAUUCCCUGUAUAGUGCACUACUUUUGACCAGGGCUUAUAGGGCUAUAGUCAAAAGUAGUGCACUGAAUAGGUUGCCAUUUAGGAUGCAAGCUCUGUGAGGAUCCUUCUUCCUGUGUCGCUGCAUCAGUUGCUUGGUCGCGGUCAUCUGGGCUGCUAUCGCUGUUUGCCAGGCCUGGUUGUGGUCUCCUUACGGUCUGAAUUGCUCUGUUGUGGUCUCACUGUGAUCUCAUUACGGUCGUGUGGCCUCUACUGUUCCACAGGGCCAGGGGCAGCCGGAGUCGGAGACGGUCCAUCUGUUCAUCCCGGCGCUAGCGGUUGGAGCCAUCAUUGGAAAACAGGGUCAACACAUCAAGCAGCUGUCGCGCUUCGCCGGAGCCUCCAUCAAGGUGAGGGAUUUAACUGACAGGAGAUGUUUGAGCUGCGUCUCAAUAACUUAAUGUAGCUUCUUGUCUUAUUUGUUCUUUCACCAAUUUCCACGCCUCCUCCAUUUCAGAUCAGUGCAGAUGAAGUCAGUGUCGUAGAUGCAAACCAGGUAUAUGUUUUUGCUUCCAACAUUCAGAUGAAUUUUUUUUGUCUUGUUGCUUAUAUGCCCAUCAAUCCUCUCAGAAGUGCAAAUGGGGUUAGGGUUCAGAUUGGGAUUGGGUGGCACCCCCUUCAGGCUGUUGUGAUGCGUCCCUGAUGGGUUAAAGGGAAGCAGUGGGCAGUAAUUACAGCAAGUAAAGUGUGUGUGCAGAUGUGUUAACACGUCAUGUCCCUCAGUUAGCCCCUCCAGAAGGCAUGGACAACAAGCAGAGGAUGGUGAUCAUCGCUGGACCACCAGAGGCCCAGUUCAAGGUAGGAGCCCUCAGGACCUCGCUCUCCAGCCAUGCUAUGUCUGAUCAAUGCCCACCGCACCAGAGGAAAAGUGUUGUCCUUUUUCCCCAAAACAUUGUAGUCUAUACAAUUAAACUACCUAGCUUGAUGUCCAACGUCCCUGUCAAGUCAAUUACAUAAAAUAAAGCAGAUAUUUACAGUUAGAGAAAGAUGCUUCUGUAGCUUUUAAAAAAAAAAUAUUUGGCAGACACUCUUAUCCAGAGCGACUUAGUUAGUGAGUGCAUACAUUUUCAUACUGGCCCCCCGUGGGAAACGAACCCACAACCCUGGCGUUGCAAGCGCCAUGCUCUACCAACUGAGCUACAUGCAGCUUCAAUCAAGGGUUGUGAAAUAUCCUUUGACUCCAGUGUAUGAUGUGUGCCGUUUGCCCUGUUUCAGGCUCAGGGUCGUAUCUUUGGGAAGCUAAAGGAGGAGAACUUCUUUGGGCCGAAGGAGGAGGUGAAACUAGAGGCUCACAUCAAGGUGCCCUCCUUCGCUGCUGGACGUGUCAUCGGCAAGGGAGGCAAAACGGUACGCAGAGGCCGGUCUCUGUCUGUGUGUGAUCACUACAAUUAUUGUUGCAAAAUGAAUAAAAGUUCUGCUGCAGAAUAAUUGAAAACACCACUUAUUACUUUGGCCAUAAUAUAAAUGGCUUUUAUUAAUUUGUUCUUAAUUUCUCUCUCGCUCCCCGUCUCUCUCGCUCCCCGUGUCUCUCGCUUGCUCUCUCGUUCUCGCUCUUGCUCUGUUUCUCGCUCUUCUUGUCUGCCUCCCCCCUCUUCUUGUGUCUGCCUCCCCCCUCUUCUUGUGUCUGCCUCCCCCCUCUUCUUGUGUCUGCCUCCCCCCUCUUCUUGUGUCUGCCUCCCCCCUCAGGUGAAUGAGUUGCAGAACUUGACCAGUGCUGAGGUGGUGGUCCCCAGAGACCAGACGCCUGACGAGAACGACCAGGUCAUUGUCAAAAUCACUGGACACUUCUAUGCAAGCCAGGUAUGUUACACUAAUCAAAGUUUAAAGGGCAAUUAAAUUGCAACUCACUUUACAGUAAAACAACAACAAAUGAAGUAGAUCAAAAACAAGCAUGAGGAAAUAAAAUAAAGGAGCGUAAAAUAAAUGAAUGUAUAACGUCUGAAAUCAAUUCACUACAGUACUAAUACUGUUGCCCAAUUCCAAAUCUACCCCUAUGGGAGGAGCUAUGAUUACAGGAUGUUCCUCCACCCCUUUCACUGGGCAAGACGGGGUCUUCUAUCUGACGGGGGGAGAGAAUGAGUCCAAAUUCAUCCGUCAGCUCUGAUUACUGAGCUAAAAGCCUGGUUCAUGCUAUGGGCACAGUAUGAAUGCAGCUGAGUGUAAGGUUGUGUGCUGUAGGGUAAAGGGAGUGUAGUUGAACCUUGGUAAAGUCAACAGAUGUGGUUUGAGUAAAAUGUAUAUAAUGUCUGCUUCCUUAUGUAAGGAUUGUCCACCAUACUGCUUCACAUCUGUGUAGCAUUAAUCAAUGGCUGCAUCUGAAAUGGCACCCUAUUCCUUAUAUAGGGCACUACUUUUGGUCAGAAGUAGUGCCCUAUAUAAGGAAUAGGGUGCCAUUUUAGAUGCAGCCAUCAUUAACCUUUCUGCUUGAUGAAUUCUUAAUUCUACUAAUCUUACAAGCAAUGGAUAUGUGCAUGUCAUUGUCAGAUGAAGUGUCCUGACCUCUGCCCUCUGCCCUUUGCCCUCUGACCCCUCCCCAGCUGGCCCAGAGGAAGAUCCAGGAGAUAUUGUCCCAGGUGAGACGGCAACAGCAGCCCAAACCCUCACCCCGUGGGGAGGGACCCCCCCUCUCCCGCCCCUCCCGGAAGUAGACAGGGGUAUCCCGUUGGGCCAGGGGGGCCAGUGACUGAACCACCCCGAAGACAGAGCAGAGCAGAGACCGGAUGGGAAACACGGGCAGGGACAACGAGCUCAUCUCAGGGGUUAAGGGUCAUGGGUACCCUACUGUACACCCCCACUCUCGACGACCUCCUCGACCUUACACCCAACCCCCCUCGACGACCUCCUCGACCUUAGACCCCCCACCCCCCUCUUGACGAGCUCCUCGACCGACACUACCCCCACCCCCCUCUCGACGAGCUCCUCGGCCGACACUAUCCCCACCCCCCUCUCGACGAGCUCCUCGACCGACACUACCCCCACCCCCCUCUCGACGAGCUCCUCGGCCGACACUACCCCCACCCCCCUCUCGACGAGCUCCUCGACCGACACUACCCCCACUCCCUUCUCGACGAUCUCCUCGACCGACAUUACCCCCACCCCCUUCUCAACGAUAUCCUCGACCGACACUACCCCCUCUCCCCCCGGCAUCCUCAACCGACACUACCCCCCUCUCGACUAUCUCUUCGACCGACACUACCCCCCCCCUCCCCCCGGCCGACACCACAGUGUGGAUAAGACAUUACACCCAGUCGCCACACCUCUCUGCAUCUCUGUGAGAAUGUACUUGAGGGUUCCAAUGUUAUCUCACACCCUCUCACCCCCUGCCCCCCCCUCACCCUCACCUCGGUCCUGAUUGGUUUCUUAUUUGUUUUAGUGUUGUUUUUUUUUGGUACACUAGAAAACACAAAUAAAUAAUAAUUAACCCCCUCCUGUCACUUCCCUGGUGUGGUAACACUCAACCACCUCACAUGUUGAUGACCGCUGUUAAUUUUGACUUUAGUUUUACCUUUUUUAUUUUACCUUGUUUUUUUUGCCCUGGAUGAAGUGUUUAUUUAGUUGGUUGAAGCUUUCUCUCCUGAGUUUUCUUUGGAAAGAAAAAGGCAUUGCUCAGAGUCCUUGUAGGACUAAGAAGAAAGGUUAGGGGGAGGGGUUUAGAUGGGGAGGGGCGGGGCUUGGGGUAAUACUCUUGUUUGAUUGGACAGGGGCCCCGGCGGUGGUCUAACAGGGUGCCCCUGUCCUGGUAUUGAUAGUGGCAUUUUAUACAUUCGGAUGCAUUUUAUAGAUAUAUAUAUAAAUAAAUAUAUAUAUUUAGAGGCGAGGAUAACACUGCCGGUAAUACUUAAGGGACGUGUUGAAUGGUGUUGGCCAGGAAAACCAAUUUAAUAUGCAUUGUACUGAACUACCUCAGGAUCUCUAGUACCUCAAGAAGACGACGAUGAGAAAAAGAAAAUGAUUAUAUAUAUGAAAAAAAUGUUCCUUUUUUUAUUUUGCUUUGUGGUAUUUUGUAUACUUUAUAAAGCUAAUAGUUAUUGAACAUUUUUAUUUUUUUAAGAAAAUUUAAAAUUUGGUCAGCUGCCAACUGACCUUGCCUUCAACUCUAGCGCUCUCCAGAGGCGGCGACAUGUACAAUGUCUGUCUGUGUGUGACGACGGUGGCCCUGUACAUAACGUUUCUGUACAUAGAGCCCAGGGCAGAGUUGGCGCCCAACUGUUGGCUGCUGACGGGAGUAUCGAGAGAAAAUAAAUCGCCUCAGUUUUCCUGAGGUAUCCAGCAUCUAAUGAAAACUACAAACAACGACUAUAUUAGAGUAAUGCUGAAUAAUGCCAACCGUACAUACUGCAGCGAUACCGUUUAGUUUUGGGAUUCUGACAUUCUUAUUGUUGAUGGAACGUUACAUUUUUCACACGUAAUGAUUUUUCCUUUUGCCUUCCUGGAAGUGCAAUGCACACAAUGGAGGGGCCUGAACUCUGAGUGCUCUCUCUCUGUAGCCUCCAUAGAAAUGGACACGUUAGAGCAGCACUGUCUGUUCUCGGUUGUAUUCGUGUUACCUGCUUAGGCCUUACCUGCUUUAUUACAUCAUCCUAGUCUCAAAUAGCACCCCAUUUCCCCUAUAGUGCUCCAAGGUGUAACUACAUGGGGAGAAUAGGGUGCCAUUUGGAAGUCAUCCCAGGUUUCUGACGGGCUAAAGUGUGGUCGACAGCCUGACUAGGGUUUUUUCAUAGAGGGAGCUUGGCCAUGUGUGGUGGACACAGUAGCCACCGAGUCGGUCUACGUUAGUGUCAUUCACUGCAUGGUGAAGGUAGGGGGGAGUCUCACUGAUGGAUGCUUUUUUUUUGCUAUUGAAACUACGGUAACUAAAGGAUGCGUUUGUUUAACCAGCAGCUGUAAUCUUGAUUUGAAGUGAGAGAAGUUUAAAUUGUUAUUCAUUACAAAAAGCCAAGAUGCACACAAAAAAAAUACAAAAUUAACUUUGAUUGAUUGGGAUGAGUAAGAAAAGUAAAAAAAUAAAUCAAACUAUGAUGAAAUACUAUACCAACUUUUUCCUUUUUAUUUCAUGCAGAAUGUAAAUAUGUUUUGAUUGUGGUAAAAGUGCUAGAGUGUAUCCAUGCUUCCACAGUAGAACGCUGUCUACCUCAGCUGAGGGGGGUUUGUGGCGGCACGCGCCCUCACCCCGCCUAGCGCUCGCUGCGAUACCUCAGUCCCCCCUGGAACACUUCUCUGCAUGGGCGCGUGCGUGCUCACGCGGUCCAACAUCGCGCUUACGUACACGAGGGGCACAAGUGAAGUUUGUUAUUCCCCCUCCCUUCCUCCUGUUUUUUUAAAUCUACCUCUUUAGACACAUUUGAAUUAGAGGCAUACUUCUAUUUGUUAGAUUUAGGGUUAUUCUCCCAUUGUCCCCCCUUCCGCUUUCCCAGAUAUUAAUGAAAGUAAAUAAAUCAUGUACUCUUUAGAAUUUCAACGAAUAAUCGAAAAGUUAACAAAUAUUUCCUUUGCCAGCAUAUCUUUUGUAGCUUAAUUGAUUGAAGAUCCUCAACAUGUUGCUUUUCUUUCUGCUUUUAUUGUUGGUGGUGUGGCUUCCAUGUAUUGAACUUUCUUGCUUGGGUUUUUUGUGAUAAAAGGUCAUUCACCUGUUUUGAAGUUUUUUGGAUUCAAUGACUGGAUGAUAAGUAAAAAAAAAAAAAUAUAUAUAUAUAUAUAUAUGUUUUAAAAAAAAAAGGACCUGCCUUCUGUUUCUGGUUUAUGAGACUAAAAAUAAAUACUAAGUCUUUCUUACAUUUUGAUGUCUUUACGGAUGCUGCAUUGGCCUGCUGAUUUGAUAACGAUUUGUUUGGUUAGCAUUU